GGUAGCCGUAGAAAUGUCCGCUCUCGCUUUCCGUAUUGUUCCUAUUUGAAUUGAGUGGCACUUUGUUCAGUAAAAGCAGCUGAAUAAAACACAUUCUAUUUGGUUUUAUUAAGUGUUAGUGCUCCAAAAUGAACGUCCAGCCCUCGAACCCCAAUAACCCCAUUGUGUUUUUUGACGUGACGAUCGGAGGACAGGACGUUGGAAGAAUGAAGAUUGAGCUGUUUGCAGAUGUUGUUCCCAAGACUGCUGAAAAUUUCCGGCAGUUCUGCACAGGGGAGUUCAGAAAAGACGGUGUUCCUAUUGGAUACAAAGGAUGUACGUUUCAUAGGGUUAUUAAAGACUUCAUGAUUCAAGGUGGCGACUUUGUGAACGGAGAUGGCACGGGAAUCUGCAGCAUCUACAGAGGUCCAUUUGCAGAUGAGAACUUUAAAAUGAAACAUUCUGCCCCAGGCUUGCUGUCUAUGGCAAAUAGUGGCCCAGGAACAAACGGCUGCCAGUUUUUCAUCACCUGUACAAAAUGCGACUGGUUAGAUGGGAAACACGUAGUGUUCGGCAAAGUGGUGGAUGGUUUGCUGAUCAUGAGAAAAAUCGAGAAUGUGCCUACAGGACCGAACAACAAACCCAAACUACCCAUAGUCGUCGCCCAGUGUGGAGAAAUGUGAUCUCUUUUUUUUAAACAGCUUUAUUGUUUUCACAUGUUUGUAGUGGUUAAUUAUAUUCAUCUUACUUCAAGAAAAACCAAUUUAAGUCAAGAUCUUUAGUCUUUUAUUUUGAAAUUAUUGUGAUCUCGGCAUCAUCACUAUGCUUUACAGUACCUUUCUUACAAAUUCUGUCAUUAAAAACUGUGAUGGCCUUCUAUAAAUUGCAAAAGAUGGUAUCACAAACAUGGUUGAGACAAUAUACAGAAGACAGUUUUCUCCCGUUUCUCUUGAGGCAUAAGAAGAAUACAUUCAUUGUCCAUGUUUUGGAUCACUUUACAGUUAACUAUUUACAAUGCUGUCUGACUGCAUUCUCUGACAAAUAUCCUGAAUAAAUUUCAGCUUUUUUUGUAAAGAAACUGUUUCAUUCAUUCUUU
This is a messenger RNA of Clarias gariepinus (North African catfish), 1075 nucleotides long. RefSeq names its product peptidylprolyl isomerase H (cyclophilin H) (gene ppih). The record is from RefSeq and is a predicted model, not a curated record. Gene Ontology annotation, cellular component: intracellular membrane-bounded organelle. Bases 129 to 662 code for a protein of 177 amino acids. NCBI's taxonomy places the organism in Eukaryota, Metazoa, Chordata, Actinopteri, Siluriformes, Clariidae. The transcript is spliced from 9 exons. Gene Ontology annotation, molecular function: peptidyl-prolyl cis-trans isomerase activity. Gene Ontology annotation, biological process: protein folding; protein peptidyl-prolyl isomerization.